UCUCAGUGCCACCCUGCCUGCGUGCCAUCCAUCCUGCGUGCCGCCCGCCCGACCUCUGUGUUGCCGAAACGACACUCCACCCGCUUCCAGCAGGUUGGGUCGACGACCAACAGGCAACCUCUACUAACGUUGCUACCAAAGUAACCAGCGCCAUGUACUACGACGACCCGGCACCAACCCAUCCUUGAGCGUCGUCGUCGUCGCCGAUCUGGCGUGUCCACGAGCCUGGUUCUCAUCUCAACCCUUCUCAAUUAUUGGGGGCCUUCUGCGAGCCUUAUCCCGGCCCCCGUUCAUAUCCCCCCCUCCCCGGACCCGGUUCCUUCAAGAGCAGCCGUUCCCCCGUGUCGUGCGAAUCGACCAGACGUCGCGCCAGACGCCAAGGCGCUCCUUGUCAUCGACCGGCACUUAACUUUGUAACUAGUUGUAGCCUUCCCAGCCCCCCGGGCCACGCUCCCCUUCGUCUCGGUCCGUCUCGCGUGGGGUUUGUUCUUGGCCUUGGUCACAAAAAUGUCGGGGUCCUCACAGUCAUGGCAUCCAAUCCUACCGAUGAUCAGGAUGUCACCUCCGACUAUGGCGAGUCGGUAACAACCUCGGAAUUUACGUCGCUCAACACCACGAGGCUUCUGCACUCAUACGAGCAUGGGAGGCGCUAUCAGGGUGUUUUGCAAGGGCGGUAUGGCAUGCCAAACGAUGACGCCGAGCAGCUUCGAGAAGGUGUAAAACAUAGGCUGUACUCGGACUACAUCCUCGAGGGCAAACUCUUCAUCGCUCCGGUUGGUCCGAGCCCCCAAAAGAUUGUUGACCUCGGGACCGGCUUUGGACUUUGGGCAUUGGAUGUCGCGGAGCAAUACCCCAGUGCCCGCGUCAUAGGCGUGGAUCUGUCUCCCAUACAGCCCAACUGGCUGCCCCCUAACCUCGAGUUCCGAGUCGAAGACCUGGACGACGAGCAUCGCCCGUGGACCAGCAUCUACCUCGGCGCCGACUUGAUGCAUCUCCGAUUUCUUCUUCCCACAGUGCGUCGUCCGGAACUAGUUCUACGUAAAUGUCUUGAGAACCUUAAGCCAGGUGGCUGGGUUGAGAUCCACGACAUCAUUCCCAAGAUCUUCUCGGAUGAUGGCACCGCGGAUGUCGACCAUCCCAUUCAUACCCUGUACAAGCACAUUGAUGGACCAUUCUCGAACGUGUACGGGUGGAACCUCCAGUUCCCCUCCUCAGCCGCCGGCGUGCUGGAGAGCCUAGGUUUCGUCAACGUCACAGUCAGGCGCAACGCCAUCCCCAUCGGCCGCUGGCACAACGACCCUCGCUUGAGAGAGAUGGGCGUCUUUGCCCAGAGCCUGCUGUCGGACUGGCUGGUCACCAUGCUGGUCAGACACGAAACGCUGGGCCUGGAUGCCGACGAAGCGCACAAGCUGGGGCAGGAAAUCCUGGAUGCGUUCAAUAAUCCGCGGAUCCACGCUCAACACGACUGGCUCGACAUCUGGGCCCAGAAACCACCCUCUUGAACUGGCAAUGAUUAUAAGUGAAACAUCAGGUGUCUGCCAACGGCCGGGGGGGGUCACGACAGAGGGUACGAGCGCCUGUCUAGCAGCCGAGCUCCAGCAGCUCGACAUCAGAAGCUUCCCUCGACGCCGCCCAUGCGGGUGCAAAAAAAAGCGCCGGUUUUGAACCCCCCUGACGAUCACUCGCGCACCACUUGGGCUUGUAUAGGCGGCGCUUUUUUUUGCACCCGCAUGGGCCGCCUCCCGACAGCGCCGCCUCAGACACUGACGUGAGACUCUAGGCGGGCCCGGCGGGACUCUAAGGGUCUACCUACCCAUCACGCUCCAUGGGUAUAACACUAUCUUCCCACUUAGGGGCCUAUACCGUUCGCACAAGGACAUGUGACACAUGCGCACGCAUGCAGGAUGCUACACAAGACACAGGAGCACAACAGAGAUGAGAAUUUUGCAGACUUUGAUUGUUGAAGAAUGGCCUGAGCCAGUGAUGAUGGUAC
This is a messenger RNA of Purpureocillium takamizusanense, 1993 nucleotides long. RefSeq lists its product as uncharacterized. Gene Ontology annotation, molecular function: methyltransferase activity. The transcript has 4 exons. The record is from RefSeq and is a predicted model, not a curated record. NCBI's taxonomy places the organism in Eukaryota, Fungi, Ascomycota, Sordariomycetes, Hypocreales, Ophiocordycipitaceae. The coding region runs from base 528 to 1502 and encodes 324 amino acids.